GUUGCCCAGCAACCGUGUAGCCGUAAAGUGACGCGGUGCUCCAACUGUCGCAGUGUUAGCCGCCAGCUGUUCCGGUGGUCAAUUCUAUCUGAAAGUCCGUCUAAAUCUGGUUCUUUGUGUUGUUGUUUUUAUUUUUCAUGCUGCUUUGGUCAAAAUGGCGGAGAAGUUCGAUAACCUGGAGGAACAUCUAGAAAAAUUUGUUGAGAAUAUUCGACAGCUGGGAAUCAUCGUCAGUGACUUUCAGCCGAGCAGUCAGGCUGUUCUCAACCAAAAACUAAACUUCAUGAUUUCUGGCCUCCAGGACAUCGAGAAGUGCCGCCAGCAGCUCCAUGAAAUCAACGUUCCUCUGGAGGUCUUUGAUUACAUUGAUCAAGGCAGGAACCCUCAGCUGUACACCAAAGAGUGUCUGGAGAGAGCGCUGGCCAGGAACGAGCAGGUCAAAGGGAAGAUAGACACCAUGAUGAAAUUCAAGAGCCUUUUAAUCUCUGAGCUCAGUAAAGUGUUUCCAGAGGAGAUGGCCAAGUAUAAAGCCAUACAUGGAGAAGAUGCUCCCCCAUAGAAAUGGCUGUGAUCCCCCCCCACUCUCAGCAUGUGAAAUGAAAGCCUGUUUGGGUUUACACACAGCCUGAAAACAGACGUCUAGAGAAUCCAGUUUAAUGGGGAUAGGAAGGAGACACAUCUCUGCUCUAAAUUCCUUCAUCUUUUCUUGACCAGGACAUUCCACUGACAUUAAAAGCUGUUUUGCAGUAAGGUCCUCAGGGGCUUUAGAAUACACUCAUGUUUCAUGUCAUUGCUGAUGCAUGGACACUUGAUCAGAACAUAAACAUUUUCCCAACUCUCAAACAUGCAAAAGAGUCAACCUUUGUGUUAAAUGUUCAUACUGUGUAUUUACAUACAUACUGUGGUUGUGAAACAUUCUGCACACCAUCACAUUACAACAUCUCAGGUUUCUGUCAACUUUAAAAGUUGAAUCCCAGUUUUUUGUAUGUAAUUUUGUGCCUGAGCAUUUGAUGUAAUCGGAAAAAGUCCAGUCUUGCAUUGUAAACAUUUUUAUGCACUCUUUGUUAAUAAAAUGCUCUUUUGAGGAAA
Molecule: messenger RNA, 1089 nt
Organism: Oryzias latipes (Japanese medaka)
Lineage: Eukaryota; Metazoa; Chordata; Actinopteri; Beloniformes; Adrianichthyidae
Gene: med10
Product: mediator complex subunit 10
Biological process (GO): regulation of transcription by RNA polymerase II
Cellular component (GO): mediator complex
Molecular function (GO): transcription coregulator activity
Source: RefSeq, a predicted model, not a curated record